AUGACUUCGGCACAUCACAGCCAACUGUUAUCCGUGCUAUCACCCAGACCCUCAAUUGAGGCUCUUGCACAACGAGACAAUUUCCGGAGGUUCAUCAAUUUCCCCCUCACCCAGCAGAAACUUCAGCGGAAACAAGAACAAUUCAUGCAAGUUGCAGGGUUUCCCGGUGUCGUUGGUGUAGUCGAUGGCACUCGUAUAAAAAUGAUAGCCCCAAGGGAACACGAAGCUGAAUAUGUAAAUUGGAAACGGUUUCAUAGCAUUAAUGUACAAUUUGUGUUUGAUGCAACAUACAGAAUACUUAAUAUUGUUACAAAGUGGCCUGGCUCUGUCAAUGAUGCUAGAGUCUUCAAUGAGUCUGGACUGAAGCAACUCUUCGAAAGAGGUAUCGUGCCACCCGGUUGCCACUUGUUGGGUGACAGUGCCUACGCCAUGAAGCGCUGGCUCCUGACACCAUACUUGCGCCCCCAGCCUGGUCCACAGCAAUGA
Portunus trituberculatus (swimming crab) is the source of this 486-nucleotide messenger RNA. Its product is annotated as putative nuclease HARBI1. NCBI's taxonomy places the organism in Eukaryota, Metazoa, Arthropoda, Malacostraca, Decapoda, Portunidae. The record is from RefSeq and is a predicted model, not a curated record. Bases 1 to 486 code for a protein of 161 amino acids. The transcript has 2 exons.